Messenger RNA from Pogona vitticeps (central bearded dragon), 2310 nucleotides. RefSeq names its product 5-hydroxytryptamine receptor 1E (gene HTR1E). NCBI's taxonomy places the organism in Eukaryota, Metazoa, Chordata, Lepidosauria, Squamata, Agamidae. Gene Ontology annotation, biological process: adenylate cyclase-activating adrenergic receptor signaling pathway; positive regulation of MAPK cascade. Gene Ontology annotation, cellular component: plasma membrane. Gene Ontology annotation, molecular function: G protein-coupled receptor activity. The record is from RefSeq and is a predicted model, not a curated record.
GGGGGCGGCUCCGCGUCCUGAGGGCGAGCCCCAGCUGCCUAGAGCCGGGCGGCACGGAGCGGGCUAGAGCCGGAGGCUGCCGGCGGCGGCAAGUGGGAUGCGAAGGAAGGCAAGGGCGGGCAGGGGAAGGCGGCUGUGGCGAGGCGACGCGCCCCAGCCUGGGUUCGGUCACGCCGUGGAGCGCUGAGGCCAAAAGCGGACCCCUCGAGAAAAGCAACAAACCAAUGAAAAAGAUCUAAAGCUUUUGAAAAAUAUGAGAUACAAAGAUUUCAGAUGUCACGUGUGACGAAUCCAUGAUAAUCUGGAAUGGAGUGGUUUUAUAUCUAGCCUUACUUACUUGUGAGCAGUUCGUGUAAGCCAGAGAAGAUGAAUCACACAAAUCUCACUACAGAAGACAGUGUGGCUGUCAGAUCAAAGACAGUCACUGAAAACAUGCUUAUUGCCCUGACUUUAUCUGUAAUUACAACCCUAACGAUGCUGCUGAACUCUUCCGUCAUUUCUGCCAUCUGUACAACGAAGAAGCUCCGUCAGCCAGCAAACUACUUAAUAUGCUCACUGGCUGUUACAGACUUACUUGUUGCAGUUUUGGUCAUGCCACUGAGUAUUACAUACAUAGUGAUGGAAAAGUGGACUUUGGGAUACUUUCUCUGUGAGGUAUGGCUGAGCAUUGACAUGACUUGCUGCACAUGCUCAAUACUUCAUCUUUGCGUCAUUGCACUGGAUAGAUACUGGGCGAUUACAAAUGCCAUUGAGUAUGCCAGGAAAAGAACCCCAAAGAGAGCUGGCGUUAUGAUUGGCACUGUGUGGACAAUAUCCACCUUCAUCUCAAUGCCUCCUUUGUUUUGGAGAAACCACAGCGGUAACACCAACACCAGUGAAUGUCAGAUUCAACAUAAUCAUGUGAUCUAUACCAUUUACUCCACAUUUGGAGCAUUUUAUAUACCUCUGACCCUCAUACUGAUUGUCUAUUACCGAAUUUAUCAUGCUGCAAAGAGUCUUUAUCAAAAGCGUGGGUCGAGCCGACAUCUCAGCAGCCGGAGUACUGACAGUCAAAAUUCGUUUGCCAGUUGUAAAUUUACACAAACUUUCUGCGUGUCAGAUUUCUCCACAUCUGACCCAACCACAGAAUUUGACAGAAUGCACUCUUCUGUGAGAAGCCCUACCUUUGACAACGACUUGGAUUUUGUUGGAGACCGACAGCAGAUUUCCAGUGUCCGUGAACGCAAGGCAGCACGCAUUCUUGGCCUUAUUUUAAGUGCGUUCAUUCUGUCUUGGCUGCCCUUUUUUAUUAAGGAGCUCAUUGUGGGCCUUGGGAUUAGCACUGUGUCUUCAGAAGUGGCUCAUUUUUUGACAUGGCUCGGUUAUGUGAAUUCACUGAUCAAUCCUCUGUUGUACACUAGUUUUAAUGAAGAUUUUAAACUUGCCUUUAAAAAGCUUGUAAAGUGUUGGGAACACUCUUAAAACAAUUCUGGCCAGUUGCCAUGUGACUUACUGGCCUUAAAUAUGAGAAAUAACUGACUGAACCUAAUAGCCUGUUCGGGUUCUUUUAUUUUUAGGUUGAGAGUGGCCCAUAAAAGGGGUUUGUUUUGCUUGUCUUUCAGCUUCAUUACUCUUUACCCUGUAAAUCUGUCAUGCUGUUUUCUACCUCUUUGUAUCAUGAAUAUAUGAGUUUCUACACCAGGAGUUUCAAAUACAUUUUAUUACACAGGUUCGUUCUUUCCCUCCCUCUCCCUCCUUUUUUUUAAAGGCAGCACAUAAGACAGUGUAUUUAGGCCACUUGUAACAUAGACAUCCACCUAUGUUAGUAACAACCUGCCACUUCCCCCUUCCUACCUGAUUCUCAAGCAUAAAAUGUAUACAAAAACUUGGUGCUGGAUCAGACAAAAAGCCUCUGCAAUCCAGGAUUCUAUUCCACACAGUGGCCAACCAGUUGUCUACUGAAAACCUUAAAGCAGAACAUCAACACAACAAUAUCUGCAUACUUGUGUUCCCCAGCAAAUGGCAUUCCAAGGCAUUCUGCUUCUGCUUCCAAAGGUAGUGUAGCCACCCUAUCUAGGGGCCACUGGCAGCCUUGAUCUCCACUACUGUACUUGGUUGGUUCUUUCCUUCUAAAGAUGUAAACCUUCACUCAUUUUGUUCUUGCAAGUAACUACAUGUUUUGCAAAAACUGCAUGUUCCAUAUAACCGGCAGUAACUUUUUUUUAUUGUGGGUUAUCUAAAAACGGAUGUGAAACCACCUUUUUCACACGUCCUUCUUGAAUGUGAAUCCUGGCAUUAAAGCAGAGUAUGGCACAGUGCCGAGAGAAACAC